Molecule: messenger RNA, 936 nt
Organism: Gracilinanus agilis (Agile Gracile Mouse Opossum)
Lineage: Eukaryota; Metazoa; Chordata; Mammalia; Didelphimorphia; Didelphidae
Product: olfactory receptor 2D2-like
Exons: 1
Coding region: 1-936 (311 amino acids)
Biological process (GO): G protein-coupled receptor signaling pathway
Cellular component (GO): membrane
Molecular function (GO): G protein-coupled receptor activity; olfactory receptor activity
Source: RefSeq, a predicted model, not a curated record
AUGGGCCAGACCAACCAGACCUGGGUGACAGAAUUUUUCCUCUUGGGACUUUCUGAUGACCCUCAGACACAGCUGCUGCUCUUUGCAUUGUUCCUGGCAGUCUAUUUGUGUACUAUACUUGGAAAUUUGCUCCUCACAUCCUUGGUUCUGCUUGACUCACAGCUCCAUACACCCAUGUAUUUUUUCCUGUGUAAUUUAUCUCUGGCAGACCUCUGCUUCUCAACUACCAUUGUUCCUCAAACCCUAAUCCACAUGUUGUCUAGAAGGAAAUUCAUUUCUUUCACAGGCUGUGCAGUUCAACUUCUUCUGAUUCUUUUUUUUGGAUGUACCCAGUGUUCCUUGUUAGCUGUGAUGUCUUAUGAUCGAUACUUGGCCAUUUGCAAUCCCAUGCACUACCCCCUCAUUAUGACAUGGAGGGUUUGUAUCCUCAUGGCUUUGGCCUGCUGGUCAAGUGGUGUUGUUGUGUCUAUGGUAGAUACUACAUUUACACUACACCUCCCUUAUCAAGGAGAAAAUAGAAUUGCUCAUUUUAUUUGUGAGCCCCCAGCACUUCUGGUUGUAGCAUCUGCAGACACACAUAACUCAGAAAUGGCUGUUUUUCUGAUGGGUGUGAUGAUUCUUCUUGCACCUGUUUCCCUGAUCAUGGUCUCAUAUUUUUGUAUCAUAGCAUCUGUAGUUAGGAUGAAGACAGCCUCAGGAAGACUCAAGGCCUUCUCUACUUGUGGCUCACACCUCAUUGUGGUCAUUAUUUUUUAUGGAUCAGCAAUCAUCAACUACAUGACACCCAAGUCGGCUAAGGAACUAGGGAAAAUGGUAUCUGUAUUCUAUGCAGUGAUAAACCCUAUGCUCAACCCCCUCAUAUAUAGCCUGAGGAACAAAGAUGUAAAAAGAGCGUUCAAAAAUGUGGCCAGUAGGAGAUUGUUCUGUAAUGUCUGA